ACACACACACACACAAACCAAACCCAGCUGUGAGAGACCCUCUGAUGGUGAAUUGUACACAAUUCAAUAUUUUAACAUGCAAAAUCCCAUUAAUAUAAUCCCGGAUUGUAUCAUCAUCACAUAAACUAUUCCAAACAGAUCCAUUUCCAACCUAGAGAUCUUAUUGCACUUAAUACCCCGAUCGUAGAUACUUUGGCUAAAAACCAAUGUUUUUGUCUUCCUGGGGUUCCUCUGAAACUUGUGUGUUGUCCUUCUCCGAUGAAGCUUCUGUUGUGUAGGUGAUUCCUAGAACCAUCUUGGGUUUCUAUUUUUGGAAAGGUUAUAACGGACUUUGAUGUUGGCGGGUAAGUUUCUGAAAAUGGAAAGUUCACGAAACAUGAGGGCAGAGAAGAGAGGCUAUGAACAAGGUCCGGAUGAGGAUGGGGCUUAUGAUGAGACAGAACAUCGCAGUCAAGAAUCGAAGAGACCGAAGCUACCCGGUUUGGCUAGUGUGAUUGUGGAAUCCCUGAAGGUGGAUAGCUUGCAAAGACUUGCCUCAACUUUGGAACCUAUGCUUCGAAGAAUUGUCAGUGAGGAAUUGGAGCGUGCUUUGACGAAAAUAGAACAUGUUGAACUGCCUGGAAGGUUUGUUCCAACCAAAUUAUCUUUAUUUCGAUGUCUCCACCUAAAUGGUAGAAUUAGUGAUAUAUUGUUCACAUUUUUCACUUCUGCCAGGUCUCCACCGCCCAGAAUACUAGGCUCAGAAGAGAGAAAUCUUCAACUGCAAUUUAAAACAAAAAUGCCACCGCAUCUAUUUACAGGUGCGAAGGUUGAGGGAGAGCAGGGAGCAGCGAUUCAUGUUGUGUUGCUAGACUUGAGUAAAGGCUGUGUUGUACAAACAGGACCAGAAGCAUCUGCAAAGCUGAAUAUUGUUGUAUUGGAAGGUGACUUCAAUGAAGAAGUUGAGGAUGGUUGGACCAAAGAACAUUUUGAAAACUAUGAGGUAAAGGAACGUGAGGGGAAGAGACCACUUCUAACAGGGGAUGUACAAGUCCUUCUUAAGGAAGGGGUGGGUACACUUGGAGAGCUUACUUUCACAGACAAUUCUAGCUGGAUAAGGAGUAGGAAAUUUAGGCUUGGAGUUAAGCUUGCCCCUGGAAACUGUGAAGGAACUCGUAUUUGUGAAGCGAAAACAGAUGCUUUUUUGGUUAAAGAUCACAGGGGAGAAUUGUACAAGAAACAUUACCCGCCGGCAUUGCAUGACGAGGUGUGGAGAUUAGAUAGAAUAGCAAAGGAUGGAGCUUUACACAAGAAGCUGAUUAAGGCUGAGAUUGUAACUGUUGAAGACUUCCUCCGUCUUCUUGUUAAAGAUCCGCAAAGAUUAAGAAGUGUACUUGGGAGCGGUAUGUCCAAUAGAAUGUGGGAAAAUACAGUGGAGCACGCAAAAACUUGUGUCUUGAGCGGGAAGCUUUAUGUUUACUACACUGAUGAAUCUCAAACCAAGGGUGUUGUUUUCAACCAUAUUUAUGAGCUCAGAGGCCUCAUAGCUGAUGGACAGUUUUUCUCCUUAGAGUCCCUCACUCAUAGUCAGAAGGUCUCUGUGGAUACUUUGAUGAAGAGAGCAUAUGAUAACUGGCAUCAAGUCGUUGAAUACAAUAAUAUGAUGGCUAUGACUGCACCUGCGGCAGUAGCUACCAACAACAAUUCCUUAGAGCACCAUUCUACAGCUACUCAAAGCAGGCCGCAGUAUAACACUGAUUUCAGCCAACAGUUUCGUAUAGAAAAUAAUCAUCCACCCGUCGUCCCUCAAUUUGUUCCAUUUGUGAGGUCUGAUCAAACAUCUUUGGUCAAGUUUAGCAACCCACAAACAACAUUACCUAGCACCACAGGUUACAUGUCACUUGGAGGCACAUCAAAUUUUUCAACAGAUUGGUCACGGCCGAUUUAUGGGAAUGGGUUUGAGGACUAUAAUGUUGCAGAUGAAAUCCGGAUUAGAAGUUCCGAAAUGUUGGAGACGGAUGACAUGCAGCGACUUUUAAUGAAGACAUUUAGUAUGGGAGUUGGUAUCGGAACAGGGUCUAGUUUUGGUCAUUCUGAUGAAGGAUGUUACAACUAUAGUGCACAGUAUGAGCCUCAUGCAGCUCAAUCAAUCAGAAAAGAGAAUGGAAAAAGCUCGGGGAAAGCUGUUGUUGGAUGGCUUAAGCUCAAAGCCGCUUUAAGGUGGGGAAUAUUUGUUAGGAAGAGAGCUGCAGAACGGAGAGCUCAGCUUACACUUACAGAACUAGAUUGAAUGUAAUUGUUAUGUUAUUUUCAUAGCCUGUUUAUCAUGGAAGUGACUUUUGUUUUGAUUAUUUACGUUUUUAAUGCUUUGUUUGUUUCACGAGGGAAUCAAAUUAGGAGUUUAAAUGUUUAA
This is a messenger RNA of Argentina anserina (silverweed cinquefoil), 2392 nucleotides long. RefSeq names its product calmodulin-binding protein 60 E-like. The transcript has 6 exons. The record is from RefSeq and is a predicted model, not a curated record. The coding region runs from base 335 to 2269 and encodes 644 amino acids. Gene Ontology annotation, cellular component: nucleus. Lineage: Eukaryota; Viridiplantae; Streptophyta; Magnoliopsida; Rosales; Rosaceae. Gene Ontology annotation, molecular function: calmodulin binding; DNA-binding transcription factor activity; sequence-specific DNA binding. Gene Ontology annotation, biological process: regulation of salicylic acid biosynthetic process.